AUGGUCGAGUCUUCAUAUACCACCACCCCGCAACUCUCUCGGUUCGAGAAUCUCCCCCCAGAACUGACAAACACGAUUAUCGACCUACUACCCCCAGACUCUCUUGCCUCUAUUCGCGUCUGCUGGCCUCUUCUCCAUAGGGUAAUUCUGUCUCGUCAGUUCAAAACAAUCCGUGUUACAUUCGCUGAAAGGGAUAUCGAGAGACUGCAAGCGGUUUCGUCGACUUAUCCUUACUAUGUCCAAGAACUUGUCUUUACCACGGCCCAAAGUCGUGACACGCACAGCGACAGAUGCAGGCAAGUCUCUACAGGCGGCAAAUACCAGAAAUACAUCCAAGACUAUCGACGCAGGUUCUUGGCUUGUUUCGAUUCUCUGCCCAACCUGCACACUUUUACGUCUGAGCUGGGUCCUAUCAGUGGAACUGCCACGAAAGAACAUAUUGAGGGGCUUGUGUAUGCCAUAUUCCCUGCUCUAUGCCGCUCUUCGUCUCGAAUUACAACUCUUAGAUGCCAAGACCCCUUGAACUAUAUGCGUUGGUUCUUGUCCAAGGUCAGGGCAACUCGGGGCCCUCCUGAAGGGAUGAUCAAGGCUAUUCCAAGAAUAUGCACCGGGGACAUUUGUACUUGCUGGCAAAGCAGUCCCCAGCUUUCAAGGCUGAGCUCGUGUACCGUCCCGUCGUCUGGCAGGGAGACCGUUUGGAUAUAUCCCAGGAUCCCCUGGGAGUGGAGGACUGCCUUGCGAGGACUCACGACCCUUGAUCUGCAGAAUGACACGGCUGGCGGUAGCUGGAAUUGCUUUGAACAACUCGGUGAUAGACUUGUUUACUUCCUUGAGGGAGCUGUCAACCUGCAAGAGUUGUCAGUCAGAUGGAGACGGACUGAUCAAAUUGGAUCUGCCGGCCGUCCUCUUAUUCACUCCGGUUGGCAGUUGGAGCAUAUUUUCCGCGGAAGAUGGAAAAGUCUCAAAACCAUCAAGCUCACCUUCAUCCAAUUCACAUUCUCCGCCAACCCUUUCAAGACCUUCAUUCGACGCCAUUCAUCAACUCUACGACACAUCAUGCUUCACAACUGUCGCAGCGACCCAGAAGUUAUUCGCAUUAUCAGGUUUGCUGCUUCGUGCCCUGAUGUAUAUCUUCAUCGGUUCGCUGUCUUUCCAGCGCAUGAGAGCCACCCAACGGUUGAACUCCUGGAUGAGUCAUAUCCAGAUAGGGAGCAAGUGGUUGUCGAGAAACCUCGCAUUGUUCCAGAGAGUGCGGUACUCAGUUUCAUCAACAGCAAGGACCCUCAGCACCUCGAUCCGUUUGCAGCGUGGAAACCCCUCGAGUACGAGUAUUGGGGAACUGUCGAGCAGAAGGCUGAGUUGACUUCAAUAAAAUGGCCUCAGAAUAACGGGAUGGCCGUAAAGUGCAAGCAGUGCAGUGACUAG
Fusarium musae is the source of this 1425-nucleotide messenger RNA. RefSeq lists its product as uncharacterized. The transcript has a single exon. The record is from RefSeq and is a predicted model, not a curated record. NCBI's taxonomy places the organism in Eukaryota, Fungi, Ascomycota, Sordariomycetes, Hypocreales, Nectriaceae. The coding region runs from base 1 to 1425 and encodes 474 amino acids.